AUCCGCCAGUCCAUCGCCGAAUUUCUUCAGCGUUGCGGCUUGCAAUAUAAGAACGUCUCAAUUGACGAAGCGUGGUACUCAGAAUGUUGCCAGGAGGCCAUCAACCGCGGCUAUCCGAUGGACCUCAUACUCCCGUACAUGGCCGUUGGCGUGGCUAUAAUGUCCAACGCUUACAACCACCUCCCUGACCGUGCAACCAAGAUAUGGAUCUGCCUCUUCACCUCUGUCUGCACCUACAUCGACGACGUGAUAGACAGGGCUGACGAUCUAGGAGACGUGUACCGUUUCAACGAGCGGUUCGUGAAUUGCCAGCCACAAGGGCAUCCAGUCCUGAAUGCACUCGAUGGGCUCUUACGGGAGGUUGCUUGCUAUUAUUCCUCACCGGUGUCAAAUUUGAUCGUUGCAUCCGCACUCAACUUCAUGUCUUCCAUUUUGCUUGAUAAUGAAACUAAAGAUAUGCCGAUCUCGCCGCAGGCUCCCUCGUACCCCUGGUAUUCUAGACUGUUAUCAGGCUUGUCUGAUACAUACGGACUCUGCAUUUUCCCUUCCACACUCCCGCUUCGGGAAUACGUUCAAUGUAUGCCGGAUCUAACCAUAGUCAUAAACCACACAAAUGAUAUAUUGUCAUACUACAAGGAGGUGAUCGAAGGCGACACCGCAAACUAUCUGUCACUUAUGGCAGCCUCUCGUGCUCUCACUAAAGAGGAUGCUCUGCGCGAACUCGUCGAGAAAACUGUGCAAGCGUAUCACAAUGUCCUCGAGUUAUUGAGACCAUGUGCCGAGGCCUAUGAUGCCUACGUCAGUUUUUUCGAUGGAUAUGUCAAAUUCCAUGCUACCUUAAAAAGGUAUAAGCUGGAGGAGAUCAUGUCAGAGAGGUUGUCUUCGUGA
Molecule: messenger RNA, 888 nt
Organism: Suillus clintonianus
Lineage: Eukaryota; Fungi; Basidiomycota; Agaricomycetes; Boletales; Suillaceae
Product: isoprenoid synthase domain-containing protein
Exons: 3
Molecular function (GO): carbon-oxygen lyase activity, acting on phosphates
Source: RefSeq, a predicted model, not a curated record